CACGUGUUCGACGAUUCGAAGCAGCAAAUCUAUCCUCACUUCUUCGCAAACUCGAUCACAUCCUCCAACAUGUCUGAUAUCGACGAUGAGCUCUUCGCCCUCGCUGGCGGCGACGAAGAAGCAGACGUUGAAGAAGGCGAGGCGUGAGUGACCUCUUUCCUCUACUGCCAUCCUCUGCGUCAUCGUGCCAUUCUGCAUCAUCGUGCCAUGUCCAAUAUGGCUUCCAGCGACCGCCCUUCCCUCCCUACACACUUUCGAGACUUCCUGAACGACGCUGACUCUCGCCAGCUCAUCGCCAGCAGCCUCUUCGCCCAAUUCUCUAGGCUCUGAUGCUAUGGAAGAGUCCGACUCAGACCGCGACGAUGAGCCGCCUGCACGAUCGGCCGACGUGCCCUACCCCCUUGAGGGCAAGUACAUCGACGAGGCCGACAAGAGGAGGAUCAUGGGCAUGUCGCAGCUCGACCGCGAAGAGAUCCUGGGUCAGCGUGCCGAGGAGAUGAGCAGAGCCAACUUCACAGCCGAGCUGGCACGGCGUGCAGCGAACCUGCAAAAUGACAGGAAACGCAAGGUUGACUCGGAAGAGCCUGACGAGAUGAGGCGCGAGAACAGCCGGCCCAAGGUCAAGGCGAGGGUCAACGACAAGCUCGAGGAAUACAAGCGCAACCGUGAACAGCGCGGCCAGCAAAGAGACCGAGACAACGACCGGCGCAACAACCGCCGACGAUCGAGUUCGACCGACCGCGAUGGUGCUUCAGACGUCGACGCUGACGGCGAGAGCGAUGUUGAGUGGGACGAUCGUGCGCCUGCGAAGGCUCGCGAAGAGGCGCCAGCUACUCUCCGCGACUUUGACUCAGUGCGUGUUGGCCGUGGCUUCUUCUCAGAAGUCUGCUUUUACCCAGGCUUCGAGGAUGCCGUGACUGGUACUUUUGGACGUGUCGGUGUCGGACAGGACUCGCAGCGCCGGACAAUGUACAAGAUGGCGCAAAUCAAGGGCAUCAACACAGGCAAGCCGUACGUCUUCGAGGGCAAGAACGGUGCAAAGGUUGCGACAGAUCAAUACGUCGUUGCGCAACACGGCUCAACCAAGAAGGACUAUCAGUUCCAAUUCUUGUCAAACCAGCGCUUCGACGAGCGAGACCUCGACGUCUACAAGCAGUCUCUCGCCGAGACAAACUCAAAGAUUUCCAGCAAAUCCUUCCUCGAGCGAAAAUACGACGACCUCAAGAGCCUCCAGAACCACCACUGGACGGAGCCAGAGAUCAACGCACGCAUCGCAAAAGCGAAGAAGUACCAACAUCUGCUACACCGCAAUUCGGUCGACGCACAGCCGAGGAUCCAAACACAAUCAGAAGCUGCCGCAGUCAAGACCGCAGAGCUCAACCGCAUGAACCGCAUUAAGGAGGCGGAGCGUGUGCGAAAGGUGCAACUCGAGCAGCAACGCCAGAAGAAGAUGGAACAGAAAAAGGAAGCGGCACGCAAGCGCGCUGAAGAGGAGGCUCAGAAGGCGCAAGAAGAGGCCGCGCUCAAGAGUGAGACUGACGCGCUGUUUGGCGAUGGUGAUAUCUCGUCAAGAGCCAGCACACCCAAACUGCAGGACAAGAAGAAGACGGAGCGUAAGGGCUUGCCAACAUUCAGGAAACCGAAGACGGAUGAUGACUUUAUUGCGAGUAUGGAUUUAGACAUCGAUAUCGCCAUCUAAGGUCGAUGUCGCAUCCACUACGGCGGCUCCUACAAGGAGCAUCCGCUUCUUUAUCACCUCGCCCUCUACACGCCUCUUCUGAUUUCGGUUGUCUUGCGUACUGGCGUUCAAGCGCACCACGAUGGUCAACAUCAACUAUAAACACGUGCACGGUCUCUUUCGAUCACAUUGCAUUCCAAACCUUCCUUUGGAAGACAGUCGGCAUGUUUCUGAAGGAAGUCCACAGCUUGAGCAUGUUGCUGCCUGCG
Molecule: messenger RNA, 1947 nt
Organism: Macroventuria anomochaeta
Lineage: Eukaryota; Fungi; Ascomycota; Dothideomycetes; Pleosporales; Didymellaceae
Product: plus-3-domain-containing protein
Exons: 3
Coding region: 335-1699 (454 amino acids)
Cellular component (GO): Cdc73/Paf1 complex
Molecular function (GO): RNA polymerase II C-terminal domain phosphoserine binding; DNA binding
Source: RefSeq, a predicted model, not a curated record